CAGUUCUAACGAAAGGAUAACUGAAGGAGAGCUGACACUACUCAAAAACCCUCAACACGCAAGUCAAGACGCACCUCUCGCUUUCCUGUCUUGAGUCAUUAUUGUAAUGUCGAGUCCUGCUAGGACACAACCAUCUAGUUCCUCCAUUUCAUCUCAAUUUUUUUCUAGUUCCAACCAUGCUGAAGUCGGGGAACCUCCACACCGCGCAGACACGUUCAAUGUUGUCAUUUGCGGAGAAGCCGGAUCUGGUAAAAGUUCCUUGGUAAAUUUGAUCGCUGGGGAGAACGUAGCGGCGACAUCCUCCGAUGCUGGGGGAUGUACAGCUGGAACCCAUGCGUACGAUAUUUCGACGAUUCGGAACGAGACGUUCAAGGUAAAGCUUGUCGAUACAGCUGGUCUGGACGAGGGCCCUCGAGGCACAGUCCCAGAUAAGGAGGCUCGAAGAAUUUUGAGGAAGCUCCUUCGAACUCGGACGGAGCAAGGCGAUAUUCAUCUCGUCAUGUACUGUGUGCGGGGCGAGAGAGUGGUUCGGACGCUCCGCCGGAACUACGAGUUAAUUCGCUCCCAAAUAAAGAAGAAGAAAGUUCCAAUUGUCCUUGUCGUUACAUGUUUGGAAUCCUAUAAACCAGAGAUGGAAGAGUGGUGGACGGUUAACGAGCGAACCAUCUCAAACCUCGGGAUGACCUUCGCUGGCCACGCAUGUAUCACUACCGAGACAAUGACAUCGAUGCACAUGGAACGCCGCACCCAGUCAUAUGACGCUGUCUGCAAGCUCAUCAAGCAGUAUUACCUGUCGAAUAAGACAGGGAUUCACACUGAAUUGUCACGAGGCACUAUUCACAACGUCCCAAGGACCGAGCGUAACAUCGUAGUCUUUGGGGAGACUGGGGCAGGCAAAAGCUCCCUUAUCAAUCUCAUGGCGGGAAAGAAUGUAGCAGACACAUGCUGUGGCGUUGAAGCCUGCACGACGCGCUGGAAAGAGUAUUUCAUCAAAUUCGGUGGCGAGCCUUUUAAGGUGUUCGAUACCGUUGGACUCGAUGAACCACAGCUGGGAAUCCCACAAUACUUCGAUGCCGUCGAGAAUGCCCAUAGCCUCAUUCGAGAUUUGGAGAGAGAAGGCGGCAUUGAUCUUCUUUUGUUCUGCAUGCCGGCAGGAAGACUCAAAGCUAUGCACCAAUGCAAUUACCGACUCUUUCGUUAUUUCCUCUGUGACAAGAAGGUUCCCAUCGUUCUAGCGAUCACGAACCUUGAAAGAGAGCAGAACAUGGAGAGUUGGUGGACGAGAAACCAGCAAGCCUUCCGUAAGAAGAAGAUCCGUGUCGAUGGUCAUGCCUGCAUCACCACCAUCGAACACUAUAAACCAACCUCGCAAACAGACUCGCGCCACGAGAUCUGGGACAUUAUCAAGAAUGUCACUGCCGACGGGCAGAAGCGAACACGGAAAGGAGGAAACGACCUGUUCGUGUCGUUGAUGCCACUUGCGGGGAAUGGGAAUUUACGUGUGAGGAAGGAUGUUGUCUCCCGCCUCACCAAGCGCUGCCACAUGUCUCCAGAAGUCGCGACAGAGUUAGCUGGCAGGAUCAAGAAAGUCGUGGUAGAAGGAGCUACUUGACACCAAGUGUUGCGG
Molecule: messenger RNA, 1627 nt
Organism: Suillus subalutaceus
Lineage: Eukaryota; Fungi; Basidiomycota; Agaricomycetes; Boletales; Suillaceae
Product: P-loop containing nucleoside triphosphate hydrolase protein
Exons: 4
Coding region: 107-1612 (501 amino acids)
Biological process (GO): tRNA wobble uridine modification; tRNA methylation
Cellular component (GO): cytoplasm
Molecular function (GO): GTP binding
Source: RefSeq, a predicted model, not a curated record